GCAGCCCGUGCAGACAGACACAACGUGGACCGCCAGCAUGCUGCCACGCCAGACACCCGCGCCUGCCACACGGCUCCCGCUGCUGCUGCUGCUGCUGUUCGGUACUGCGUCCGCAGCAGACGUUUACGGCCGCGAGUUCGAUGACUAUUUCAAGGACUGCCACAGAAAAAGCCCAGACUUCGAUUCCUGUGUUCUCAAAGGCCUCAACGAUGUACGCCAUUUCUUCCCAACAGGAAUUCCCGAGUACGGAGUGCUGCCCUUCGACCCGUUCUUCGCCAAAGAGGUGGUGCAGAAGCGCGGCGGUCCCGGGGCCAGCUACAAGCUGCGGCUCAGGAAUGUGUACGAGCGGGGAUGGACGCGCUCCAACGUCACCAAGUUCAGGAGCGAUCUGGACAACAACCGCAUCGUGUACUCGCAGUUCUUUCCGGAGAAGAGCCUGGACGGCGAGUACGAGAUAGAUGGCGACGUUCUGCAGUACCCCAUGACCAACAAGGGCAGCUGGAACAUGACGCUCUACGACUACAGCCAGACGACGACCAUUACGCGGCGGCCGACGGCGCGCGGCGGCCGGCUGUCGUUCUCGGGGCCUCUGAAGGUGCGCGUCCACGUGGACCACAUCGGUAACAUGGACCUCCACGUCGGCAACCUGCUGCGCGGACGCGCCGUCAUGGAGCGCAUGCUGGACCGCGUGAUGAACACCAUGUGGCGCGUCGGCCUGGGCGCGGUGAAGCCGCUCGUCAACGAUCUGGUCAGCACAGCCUUCACAGAGAUCUUCAACAACGACUUCAAGAACUUCCCGUUUGACAAGAUAUUCCCACCAUAAAGAAAACGUCAAAAUACGGCGGAUCAAGUGAAGCAAAAUGGUAAUAGAGGGAAUUUAUGGCCUACGUUGACCGAAUGUAAAUAUGAACUGAUUUGUCUGGUUUCAGCUGUAUGUCUCUGGGAACGUCGGUUCUCUGUCAAGAUUGCUUGAUGGUUGUUGGAACCAGAAAAGACAGAACACGGGAGGAGGGUUUGCUGAAAUAGUGGUGCUCUACGUAUUGUAUGAAAAAAUAUCACAGAAAAAAGUAAUUCUACCUCAUGUUCUUACAGCGAGGACUUGUUUUCACUAAUAGUCGUGAUAUUUUAGAGACACGAGUAGAAGUUGAAUGUUCUGUACUUUAUAGCGAUUAACAGUAUGUUACUUAUAACGAUAAGAAAUAAAUUAAAACGAAGAGAG
Schistocerca gregaria is the source of this 1219-nucleotide messenger RNA. RefSeq names its product circadian clock-controlled protein daywake (gene Jhbp16). The record is from RefSeq and is a predicted model, not a curated record. NCBI's taxonomy places the organism in Eukaryota, Metazoa, Arthropoda, Insecta, Orthoptera, Acrididae. The transcript has 6 exons. The coding region runs from base 38 to 823 and encodes 261 amino acids.